Molecule: messenger RNA, 564 nt
Organism: Closterium sp. NIES-65
Lineage: Eukaryota; Viridiplantae; Streptophyta; Zygnematophyceae; Desmidiales; Closteriaceae
Source: the annotation of a GenBank genome assembly
AUGUCGGUGCGCAGAGCUGUGGCAGCUGCUGCUAACGCCCCCCCUUUCUCCUCCCUGUCCUCCCCACCUCCCCCCUACCUCCCCUCCUCCCCUUCCACCUUUUUCACUCACAUCUCCCCUCCGCGGAGCCAGCUACAGGUGGCAGCACAGGUGAAUCUGUGUUUUGCUUAUUUUUUUAACUUCUCAAAGAAACGGAGCGAGCUACAGGUUGCCCCGGAGGUGGCGGCGGAGCACGGGGAUGACGUUGUGGGGAGCGGAGAGCUGCGGCAGGUGCUGCUAAAGCUCCCCCUCUCUCCUCCUGUCCUCUCCCCCUUCCCCCUCCCCUUUUACUUCCCCAAGCUACAGGUUGCCCCGGAGGUGGCGGCGGAGAACGGGGAUGACGAUGUGGGGCGCAGAGAGCUGUGGCAAGUGGCCGUGUGUGGGGAAGAUCUCGACGACGCUCUUGCCGCCCAGGUGCGCGUGCAUGUACUCCGCCACGGCCACCGGCACCGCCAGGUCCUGGCUCGACUGCAGUAUGUGACAGGGGACCUUCACCUGGGGGAGUGGGGAGACACGGAGGGUUGA